GGGGCGCGCGGAGGAAGCGGGCCGAAGACAGCGGUGGCGGCGACUCUGGUUGUAGGUCGACGGCUUCAGGAGUUGGGGCGCACGGGCUGCCUCGGCGCCGGUGGGGACUGGUCCCAAGUGGGAUUCCGGCGCGGGGCUUCUGUCAGGAGCCCCAUCGCACGCGGCUGUGAUCCCCUGCUCCGCCGCUCCGAGGCGCGUGACUACUUGAGACCAAACAAGUGGCUCCUAUCACCUCUCUGAGUACUCCUUAGAGGCCACCCCUCCCAGCCUGACCAAUGUCCACAACCAGGGAACAGCCAAUCUUCAGCACCAGGGCGCAUGUGUUCCAGAUUGACCCCACUACCAAACGGAACUGGAUCCCUGCUGGCAAGCACGCACUUACUGUGUCCUAUUUCUACGAUGCCACUCGAAAUGUGUACCGCAUCAUCAGCAUUGGGGGUGCCAAGGCCAUCAUCAAUAGCACAGUCACCCCCAACAUGACCUUCACCAAAACCUCGCAGAAGUUCGGGCAGUGGGCAGACAGUCGAGCCAACACUGUCUAUGGCCUAGGCUUUGCCUCUGAACAGCAGCUGACCCAGUUUGCUGAGAAGUUUCAGGAGGUGAAGGAAGCUGCCAGGCUGGCGCGGGAGAAAUCUCAAGAUGGUGGAGAAUUCACUAGUCCUGCCCUGGCCCUUGCAUCCCACCAGGUUCCCCCGAGCCCCUUGGUCAGCACCAAUGGUCCAGGAGAGGAGAAGCUGUUCCGCAGCCAAAGUGCUGAUGCCCCUGGACCCACAGAGCGUGAGCGGUUGAAGAAGAUGCUGUCGGAAGGCUCCGUGGGCGAGGUCCAGUGGGAAGCUGAGUUCUUUGCGCUACAGGACAGCAACCAGAGGCUGGCAGGGGCCCUUCGCGAGGCCAACGCCGCGGCUGCACAAUGGAGGCAGCAGCUGGAGGUCCAGCGUGCAGAAGCCGAUCGCCUGAGACAGCGGGUGGCGGAGCUGGAGGCCCAGGCUGCUGCAGAGUCAGUCCCGGUGGGCGAGGAGGCAACCAGCCCAUCGGUGGAGCAGCUGGAGGCUAGGGUGCAGACCAAGGACCAGGAGAUCCAGACUUUGAAGAACCAGAGCUCUGGGACACCAGAAACACCUGACACCACUGAGCGGGAGGAGACACAGCAGAAGGUUCAGGACCUGGAGACUCGGAAUGCAGAAUUGAAGCAGCAGCUGCGAGCCAUGGAGUGCAACCUGGAGGAGGCGCGAGCAGAGCGGGAACGUGCACGGGUGGAAGUGGGCCGGGCCGCGCAGCUGCUGGAUGUGCGGCUGUUUGAGCUGAGCGAAUUGCGUGAGGGCCUGGCACGCCUGGCAGAGGCGGCACCCUAGUUGGCCCGGGGGG
This is a messenger RNA of Phodopus roborovskii (desert hamster), 1365 nucleotides long. RefSeq names its product homer scaffold protein 3 (gene Homer3). Lineage: Eukaryota; Metazoa; Chordata; Mammalia; Rodentia; Cricetidae. The transcript is spliced from 11 exons. Gene Ontology annotation, biological process: G protein-coupled glutamate receptor signaling pathway; regulation of store-operated calcium entry. The coding region runs from base 276 to 1352 and encodes 358 amino acids. The record is from RefSeq and is a predicted model, not a curated record. Gene Ontology annotation, cellular component: plasma membrane; dendrite; postsynaptic density. Gene Ontology annotation, molecular function: G protein-coupled glutamate receptor binding.